This is a messenger RNA of Prorocentrum cordatum, 517 nucleotides long. NCBI's taxonomy places the organism in Eukaryota, Dinophyceae, Prorocentrales, Prorocentraceae. The record is from the annotation of a GenBank genome assembly.
UUCCUACUCUCUCUCUCUCUCUCUAUUCAAUACUGCUGCCCCGAGCAUCGUUUCGUCCACUGAGGGUCAAGAAACUGUAGGGCCACGGGGGUCCUCGGUCCCGCGAGAGCGGGAUUGCCGCAAGCGCCAGGCACAAGGGCGAUGUGGAGCCUACUUUCGCUGGCGUCCUCUCCGUUCGGGGAGGUGCAUUUCUCGCCUGCGCAAGUGUUCUACAUCAGCGUUGCCAAGUGGACCUUCAUUGCAGGUUUGGUUGUGCCUUUUCCUCUCUAUUACAUGGCGCCGUUCAAGUACUGGUGCGGCGGCGACGGGCAGAACGCAAAGUUCCCAUGCAGCAUAUCGUGGAUGACUCGCAAGGGUUUGCCGCGCUACUUCGGCAGCUGCACGUGGUUGAUUGGGUGGGGAUUUCUUUUGUAUCGAAUGGCCUUCGGCCCAUCCCACCACCGAGCCUGGGUUGUGGGUCAGAGUUCGUAGGGAUCUCUUCGGCGCGCUCUCGGGGGCCUCUUGGAGGCAGUUUCGC